Molecule: messenger RNA, 1497 nt
Organism: Fonsecaea multimorphosa CBS 102226
Lineage: Eukaryota; Fungi; Ascomycota; Eurotiomycetes; Chaetothyriales; Herpotrichiellaceae
Exons: 3
Coding region: 1-1497 (498 amino acids)
Biological process (GO): DNA-templated transcription
Molecular function (GO): DNA binding; zinc ion binding
Source: RefSeq, a predicted model, not a curated record
AUGGCCCGCAGAUUCCAGAUAGCGGAACUCCAGCAAGUGGGCAGACUCCUUGGCAAGGUAGUCGGAGAUGAAACGAUCCUUCUCGCCGAUACUGCUGCGUUAUGGGGGUUUUUUCUUUUGGAGAACGGCAAAAAGACUGGCAACGAUCGUAACGGGAGCCAAGUCCCUCCCUCCUGCUUAUCCUCUGCUCUUCCGGUAUUGGGAAAGGACGAGAAAUUGGGUAAUACAGACUGGAUUCAAUUCCAAGAUGUCUUUAAGGUCUUUGCACUCUCACUGGACGAAGUGGCCGAUCGAUUCUUCAGCGGCGUUGCUACCUGGCUACCCAUCAUCUCUCCGCAAAGCUUUCGCAAAAGGCUUCAACAGUUCCAGGAGAAGACAUACUCUCCCGAAUUUUCCCUUCUCCUAUUGGCCAUGUCUAUCAUCGUCAUUCACCCUCUCGAGCGCUCAUCACAUGCGUCUUCAAUAGGCUUGGAUGACAUUUAUCGAUUCACUAAAUCAACAUUUGCGCAUGUCCAAACAACGACUGACAUCUCGGCGACAAUGAUACAAGCAAGUAUCUUGAUAGCAGCUUAUGAAUAUGCUUGCGGAAGAUUGCAAACGGCCUAUAUAUCUAUUGGAGUGUCUUCCAGGAUGAGUCACGUCAUCGGUCUUGACCAACAUAAGCCUAAAUUUGACACCGGGUACACGGAUUUAGAAUCCCUCGAGGGGCGAAACAUAUGGUGGGGUUUGAUCAUCUUAGAAAGACAAAUUCUCAUCGAAGAUGGAAGCCGCUUGAGAUGUUCAAGGACAUUCUUUCCCUCGGAUGAUGUUCUCCUACCUUCACUUCUCGACAGCCUGGAUGAAGACGGCCGUGGACGGAACCAAUGCCCCUCAACCAUCCUGCCUAUCGUGCGUAGCAGUAACAUCGACGCAUUCGGCCGCCAGGGUCAGGUAGCGCACUUUCUCGAACAGAUGAUGUCCGUGCUCACGAACAAGGAUGAGGACGAUAUCAAAAUUUCAGCGUUAAGAAAUAUCGAUGAUGACAUGCAGCAGCUACUCGCCAUCACAAUGAGCGAGUAUCGAGGGCCUGGGUCUCAUUGUGGGGCUAACGCGACUGCCUUGAGGUUGGUGCUUUCCCCUGCUGUCAUCGACGAGGUGAAGAAUUUGACACGAAACAGGACACUUUACCUCAUUCAUCAAGCAAUCUUCGAAAUAUCAAGUAGGUGUACGAUGGCAAAGCCCAUGAAUGCACUAGAUUCUGAGGGUUCCCGUGCUGCCAUGGAUGCGACUGUCAACAUGAUGGCUGAGGUUGCCAAAGACCACUUGACGAAAAUUACAAACAUCGAUCGACUUCCGCCUUGUGCGGGCUACAACUUUGAGCUGUGCGUAAGGCAUCUAGAAGCCCGUGAGAGCCCCUCGGGUCAUGAUUCACAUUCAAACGGCGCUUUGAGUGAUUUGAAACAAAUGGUGGGCACUUUUCGACGAAGAUGGCCGAAGCACGGCAGUACCACUUUGUGA